GGGAUUCUCUCCAUCUCUUUUCAUUUCUUGGCAUAUCAGCUAAUGGGGCUUGUGCUGAAUCUGGGAAUAUAGGCCUAAAUGGUUAUCAAGUUACAGGCAGUAACAGAAGUUCCAGUGGUUUUCUGCAUCCCCAUCAUCAAAGCCAUCCCAAUCCUCAUCAACCGCCCCCACCUAUGCAAGGUGUCAGAGGAUACAAUGUUAAUGUCCCAUCACAACUGGCUAGCGCUUCACGUCGUAUCUCGACCAUUAGUUCUUCAAAUACUGUCAUCACUCCGUAUCAGGAUGUUGUAGAUGCCAGGCCUACAUUUCUAGCUCCUGUACCACCAACUGGUUUUCGGUUGUAUCAGCCUCAUCGAAGGGACAUCAUACUCGACUCAAGUGCAAGGCACCAGACCCUUCCUCACUUGAGAGUUUUGCCAGAAGAUGAAGCUGCCGUACUAGAAAUUCCAGGCUAUCAUGGAGCGGGAGAUUCUAUUGAUCAGCACAGAGAUAUGCGUUUGGAUAUAGAUCACAUGUCUUAUGAGGAGCUUCUUGCAUUGGGAGAACAAAUUGGUAAUGUUGGCACUGGAUUAUCUGAGGAAUUCAUUCAAAAUAAUUUGAAAAUAAGAAAUUUUACCUCAUCGACUGCUGACCUCAAUCUUGAAGAUGAUACUUGCCUGGAUCAGCAAAUCGACUUCUGUGUCAUAUGCCAGACCGAUUAUGAGGAUGGAGAAGAUAUUGGAAUCCUUGACUGUGGACAUGAAUACCACAAAGAAUGCAUAAAGAAGUGGCUGCUCGAGAAGAAUACUUGUGCAGUAUGCAAAUCCACGGCCUUGAGCCACAAGGCGAAGGAUUUAUGAACAGAGGGCCGGUGUUAUUGGAAUAUACCAAUAACCAAUUUAGCAUUUUGGUCCUCUUUCCUUUAUAAUCCACAAGGAAAAGAACAGUUUUCUUGGUGUAUUAUAUUUUUUUGUAUAUAGUUGCAGAGAUGCGACUGGCUAUUGAAACAUUUGCUGGCCCUCUGUCUGUCUCGCAAACUGUACAGACUCGGUACAUUUGUUUGUUCAGUUAUGCAUGAAUGCUGUAUUAGCUUCUGUAGUUGCUUUGCCUUCUCUUGUAGAGAACAUGGACAGCUGAAUGUUGAAUGGAGAAGGCAGGAAUUUGUGAAUGUUAUAGUCAUAUACCGAUGAUUGUGAUUGUAUUGCGCUUGGAUGCUCGCGACUUGUCGAGAGCUGAAGCAUAUUGCUAGUCCUAUGGUCACACACAAGGGAUUGUCAUAAUUUCAUCCCUUAAGCUAUUGUGAGAUAUUAAUAAAUUGAAGUAACAAUUACAGUGGUUUUUGUUUG
Sesamum indicum (sesame) is the source of this 1325-nucleotide messenger RNA. Lineage: Eukaryota; Viridiplantae; Streptophyta; Magnoliopsida; Lamiales; Pedaliaceae. The record is from RefSeq and is a predicted model, not a curated record.